Messenger RNA from Rhopilema esculentum, 2295 nucleotides. Its product is annotated as insulinoma-associated protein 1b. NCBI's taxonomy places the organism in Eukaryota, Metazoa, Cnidaria, Scyphozoa, Rhizostomeae, Rhizostomatidae. Gene Ontology annotation, biological process: negative regulation of transcription by RNA polymerase II; neuron differentiation; regulation of cell cycle process. Gene Ontology annotation, molecular function: DNA-binding transcription repressor activity, RNA polymerase II-specific; RNA polymerase II cis-regulatory region sequence-specific DNA binding. Gene Ontology annotation, cellular component: nucleus; transcription repressor complex. The record is from RefSeq and is a predicted model, not a curated record.
CCUGUAUGAUUCCGGCGAUUCAACAGUUAUCUCUUAACAACCGUAUGUAUGCAUUUCGAACGUGAGCACAGCUGCUAAUUGUCGCAUGCUCAGAACAAGCUAUCGUUUAAAGACAGGUAGCUAAGUUUUCGAGCUAGUUCAAAAGUGAUCACGAUCUCAUUAGGUUCAAAUUGGAAUGUCAUCAGUCUAGAGCCUCACAGAGGCAACGUAUAGAUAUAAUCUUCACUUCUGGACAUCUUCUUCCUUAAACUAGCUGCGGUGUGGCAACUAACGCGUGCUCAAUAUAGAGCAAAUUAAAUAUUUGUUGACUGUUCAGUUCAUGUUCUGUUGGAAUCUCUAUUUUCAACAAAAGGUCGCAGAAGUUCUAGGCCAGCCAUAUCUUCGUAUUUUCAAGUGAACAGGAUCCUGGAGGCUCAUUGCAAGCUUUAAGAUGCCAAGAUCUUUCCUAGUUAAGAAAAACAAGCGGGUAUCUCCGUACGUUGUGUCAAGAUAUGAGCAGCAUUUUGAUCGAGCCGUCCACCACAAGGAAGAAAAACAAAAUCCUUUGGAGGAAUGGGAAGAAGGCGGAAAAAGUGCAUUCGUAUCGUUUGCAAGUCAUGCAAAGAAUGAUAAAUUUGUGUUUGCUGAUUUUUUCCAAGAACGAAAAUCGCCUAAAAGUAAGUUAAUACCUUCUCAUUCACCUUUAGUAAGAAAAGAGGGAGCACAUAUCAGAAAUUUGAUGGGGAAAAUUCCUCCAGUCGAACCAAUUGCAGUUAUUUACAAUGAUCGUAAUAUCGAGAAACCUAAAGAAAUAGAAAAGGAGAAUUUUCAGCGUAAUGAUCCUGGGAGCCCCAACAGUGUUCCUUCGGUAAAGGGUCCUCUAUCUCAGAGCAGCUUCCUGUGCCAGCUAUGUAAGCGAAUGUUUCAAGAUGCAUUCUCGCUGGCGCAGCACAAGUGUGCAGGCAUCAAGCACGUCGAGCAUCGCUGUCCUGAAUGCGACAAAGUCUUCAGCUGUCCGGCAAACUUAGCAUCGCAUCGACGAUGGCACAGACCGAGAUCGCCAGGGUCUAACAAGCCUAUGAAACUGCAAAAGCGCAGUUCGUCGGGUGAAAGCAAUACAGCAUCGCUCAAGGAAGAGAACAAAAAUGCAGACAAAGAACAGAGGUUAAUGGUGAAAGUCGAGGAAGAUGUUGACUUCGGAAAGCAAGAUGAGGAGAGUGAAAGCAGUGAGGGAAUACCAAGUCCAGUCGACAAAAAUAAUAACAGUAUGAUCGAUUUAAUCGAUAAAGAUUCGGCAACUGACGGUGACAAAUAUGCAUGCUCACAAUGCGGUAAGACCUUCAAAAGGCAAGCAUAUCUUCGCAAACACAUGAACUACCAUAACAAUGCAAAACCAUAUCCUUGUCAGUAUUGCGGCAAGAUUUUCCGAAGCCAGACAAACCGUGCCAAACACGUACUAAAUCACGCCGUCGGUCCAAAAGCGUUUGCAUGCUCCAUCUGCGGAAAUGGUUUUGCAAGUCGAUUCGAACUUGAGAAACAUGCUAGAAUCCAUAACGGGGAAGUUUUUAGCUGCAACGAAUGCUCGGGCGCAUUUUAUAGUCUACCAGGGCUGCAGAGACAUGUUCUUAAGGCACACAAAAGUUUUUCUUCCGUGUGAAACUGUUCUAAAAUGAACCGAUGGUUUCAAAUUCACGGAAGGUUUAAUCCAAAUCGUGUUCCGAACUAUUAUAAACACUUAAAUGCAUAAGUAUGUACAGUUAAUUGAAAUUUUAUUUUUUGAAAUUUGUUGACUUCGUUUAUCAACCUAAAAGCUGACAACAAACGAAAGUAAUCAAAUAUCGUUUAACAUAAGUAAAAGCUAUUGCAAAUAAAAUUUGCUAUCAUCAUAAUACCUUUAUUGUAUGAAGUAUUGAUUGUUGUUGUUAACUAUCUGUACAAUAUUUUGAUUAAUGUUGAAAACUGCAUAAACUCAUUCAUCUCAUUUUUUCUUGGUCUUUUUUGCUGAGAUAAAGCCUCUGACAAGAGGAAAAUUCAAACGUUUUUUGAAAAAAUGAUUUGCUUGUAACUUGUCUGCUAUUGAAAAAUUGUUCGAGUUGAUCAAAGUUGUUUAAAGAGGCUUCGUUGAAAAAUAUCCAAAAUGUGUCGUUGAAAAAACAUUCUUACCCCUGGAUCCUUAAAAGCCUUGUUUAGUAUUAGCAAACAUAAUUUUGAUUCAAUCAACUUUAUUCAAAUAAUCUUUUAAGGGUACAAUGCUUUAAAAGUGAAUUUUAUAUACUUGCAAAACAAGAACUAAAAUGCCAUAUUUUAGAUUUUCUA